Tachyglossus aculeatus (Australian echidna) is the source of this 2611-nucleotide messenger RNA. RefSeq names its product YKT6 v-SNARE homolog (gene YKT6). Lineage: Eukaryota; Metazoa; Chordata; Mammalia; Monotremata; Tachyglossidae. Gene Ontology annotation, biological process: endoplasmic reticulum to Golgi vesicle-mediated transport. The transcript has 7 exons. The record is from RefSeq and is a predicted model, not a curated record. The coding region runs from base 27 to 623 and encodes 198 amino acids. Gene Ontology annotation, cellular component: Golgi apparatus. Gene Ontology annotation, molecular function: SNAP receptor activity.
AGACAGGCCGGCCGGCCGCCGCCAUCAUGAAGCUGUACAGCCUCAGCGUCCACUACAAGGGGGACGCCAGGGCCGUCCUGCUCAGAGCCGCCUACGACGUCACCUCCUUCAGCUUCUUCCAGAGGGCCAGUGUCCAGGAGUUCAUGACCUUUACGAGUCAACUGAUUGUGGAGCGCACAGGGAAGGGUAACAAGGCUUCUGUCAAAGAGCAAGAGUACUUCUGCCACGGGUACGUGCGCCAUGACGGGCUGGCAGGUGUGGCCAUUGCGGACAACGAAUACCCACCCCGGGUGGCUUUCACCCUGCUAGAGAAGGUUCUGGAUGAAUUCUCCAAGCAGGUGGACAGGAUAGACUGGCCGGUGGGAUCCCCUGCCACAAUCCAGUACACGGCCCUGGACGACCACCUUAGCAGAUACCAGAACCCACGCGAGGCCGACCCGAUGACCAAAGUGCAGGCCGAGUUGGACGAGACCAAGAUCAUUCUGCACAACACCAUGGAGUCUUUAUUGGAACGAGGGGAGAAGCUGGACGACUUGGUGUCCAAGUCGGAAGUGCUGGGAACGCAGUCGAAAGCCUUCUACAAAACCGCCCGGAAACAAAACUCAUGCUGUCAGCUCAUGUGACCGUGGCGGCAGGGACUCCUGCUCUGGACACUCCGGCUGCCUUUCCCAUCGAGUUGUCGAACCCCCAGGAUGCGGGAGAGCCAACCUGAACCGACACCCACUCCUCACAGGUCUGGGGACUUCCAUUACACUUCUCCCUGCCUCGGGCUGAGAGCUGGCUGAGAAAGAGGCUGAACUUUGUAUGUCUAAAUACCGUUUUUCUCCAAAAGGAUGAAUGUGGAACCGUGAGAAGGUCCCACUUUGAGGCCCAAGCGAAACUUGAAAUCCUCGGCGACCCCAGCGCUGCUGGCCGGCUCCCUUCUCUGAACCCCCGGGGAGGGAGCCAGGACAGACCUCGAGCCAAGCCCUCACCAGAGUCAGGACCAAAUCUGCCCUCGAUCCACUCCGCCUUUUUUUUUUUUUUUACAACUCAUUAGGAUGACACUAAGGGGAAGCUGCCUGGACAGGUGUGGACUGGGCAGCUGCAGGGUGCGGUUCUGGGCAGAAGCAACAGGACAGCUCACUCUUGGGAAGAGGCCCUCCCACGAAGCCAAUUGAAUCCUUUUCCGGCCCACCGUGGGCUGCGGGGGGAGAGGCCGGUUGUGGGGGUCGCUGGAACCGGCUGGCGGGAGGUGGCCACGCCAAUCCCCGGAGACGCGGCUGUAAAGGUCUCCAGAACGAAAGUCGGCAGACAGAGUCCACACCCGCCCCAGGUGAGCCAGGAGACCAGGAAGCCGACCGGUCCUUCCCCUUUUUGGCGCCUUUUCCCGGUGGCUUGGUGGCUCGGUCGCGUUUCCGUGAACGGGGCGGGGGCCUGUCAUCGCCGCCUCCCUGGCAGUCCGCCGCUUGUCACCAGGGAAGGGGCUGCUGAUAGGGCUGUCACUUGUGCCCUGUCCAGUGAGAGGGUCCCGUGCCCCGGGGCACUUGGCGGGGGGCUCCAGGUGUAGGUGUCUCCAGUCCCCAGCUGGGGCAGGGCCUUGUCCUGGGGAGAUUAGUGACCUCAUCUUCCCCUGUCGCAUCUUCCCUCACCUUACAUUUUAAAUUUUCUCAUCCUCGGGCUCUCCCACUGGGGUUUCUGGGCCCGCCUCCUGCCGCCCCUGCCAUAAUCACUCCCAGGCCAGACUUGGCGCUGUCUUUUCCUGCCCUAGGGGUUGAGGGCAGCCUGCCAGGAGCCCCCAAGAGACCACGCUCAGUCUGGCUUCACGGGACAUUGGCCCUCAGGCAAGCCGGGCCUGGUCAGCCAGGACUUCACUACUGCCUUUCUUUGUGCCAUCCCAACACUGUGCUCUCCGCCGGCGCCCAAGGAGACCUGGCUCGGCCAGGUUUGGGUCUGACUCGAACACCGCGAAGGCCUGGACUCCCCCGGGGCCAACCGCCCCGAGACCCCGCCUUCCUGGCUGAAGUAGGAAGGCACAUCAGGCUCCAGAGUGGCCUCUAAACGAGUUAUUUUCCUGCCCCACCCAAGUAUGAAUGGUGGGUAAGGACUGAGGGGAUGCUUUAGCCUCAGUCUCGUGGGUACCAUGGUCCCCCCGCCCCGAAGCUGCUUCCGGCAGCCCCCAAUCCCUGGAAAAUCAGCAAUGUCUCCGUCGCUCGGUCUCACGUUCCAGCCCUCCACCCCGGCCAGUCCAGGAACGAGAGGGGCUUUUGCCAUGCGGGGCCGGCCCAUCUCUUCCUCUUCAGCUUUCCUCCCGAGCGGAGGCACGGGGCGCCCAUCGAUCGAUCGAUCGAUCGUCAGUGCUGGCGGCCAACGGAGGAAACGUCAAAUCCUUCCGCCUCAGCGUGGCACGGCCGGGCUCCCGAAGGGAGAGGGCCACCUGGCUCAGAGGCUGCUUGUCCUACUCUUGUCUGUCGGCCUGCCUCUCCCCGACCCAGCAGCUUUCUGAUCUUAAUGCUUUUGCUCAACAUUGGCCAGGAGUGUGUUUUAACCUGGCCACUGCCUAACUCCCCCUCUGUGCGUUCAGUUUCUGAGAGCUUCUGGUCUGUUAAAAGUUGUCUUGGUAACCCCACAA